UUAAUGGCGGCAUCCUUGCUUUGAGCGCGUCUGUUUAGCUGUUUUGCAAAUAAGUACAUUGUUUUUGGUCAAAAGAUACAUGUCCUAAUAAUCGAGGAUGCCACGUGUAACUAGAAGUGCCCUGGCCAGUCCUGCUAGGUCCAGUCCCCGUGAGACAACAAAGGCCUCAUCUACAAGUUCAAAAUCUGUGUCGUCACCUGCACUCAAAACACGACAUGGCGCAAAGGAAGGAACAAGUGCUGAAGACACAGAGGAGAAAGUAACACGUAGACAAGCAAAGGAAAAAGGAACAGGUGAUGCCGGGACAAAGAGAAGAAGUGGACGAAGGAGUUCGGAACCAGCUGAAGAGGUUGAACCGAAAACUCGGGGUCGUGGAACGAAAGCAGCAGAAAAGAAACAGAAGGAUGAGGAAGAGGAGUCUGCCUCCAGAAGUCGGUCUCGUGGCCGUGGUGGAAAACAGGCAAAAAAAGAUGAAGAGGAAGAAAAAGAGGUGGAAACAACUUCAAGGAGAAAGCGUGGUGGUAAACAGCAAACAACAGAAGAGGCAGAAGUUGGGGAAGAGAAAGUUGAGAAGGCAUCACCAGCACCUCGUGGUCGCACUAAGAAGAGUGGGGGUCGGGGAAAACAACAGGAGGAACCGCAGGAGGAGGAAGCAGAAGCCGAGGAAGCCACAGUGAAAGAAUCUGAAGAAACGCCCACACGGCGCGGGCGAGGGAAACUGCCCGCUCCGGACAAGACAUCCACACCAUCACCAGCCACGUCAAGAGGUCGAUCAAGAAAGGAAAAACAAGAGGACACUGAGGCUAUGGAAGUUGAUGAGGAGGACAAGCCUAAAGAAGAGGUGACUCCUCGACGAAGGGGCAGGAAAGCAGAAGCCACAGAAUCAAAGACUCCAGACGUGACUCCAUCUUCGCGGGCACGUCGGACACGCACACCGAAGGAGAGUCCAGAUGUUUCAAGUGGCAGGAGGGGGCGCUCUACCAAGACAGUGCUACCAGAGAAGAAGAAAGAAUCUGAGGUAGCAGCUGAUGAUUUCGUGGAUCCAAUGACGUCGAAACCUGAGGUAGCAGCCGAUGACGUCAUGGAUCCAUUGGCGUCGAAACCAGAGGUGGCAGCCGAUGAUGUCUUGGAUCCAGUGGUGUCGAGACCUGAGGUGGCAGCUGAUGAUGUCGUGGAUCCGAUGGUGUCGAAACCUGAGGUGGCAGCUGAUGAUUUCAUGGAUCCGAUGGUAUCAGAGGAGCUGGAGGCUCCUUCCCUGAAAGACGAACGAACUGAAAGAAAAUCUGAGUCGGCCACAGAUGGGGCUGAUCCUCCCAGUAUAGAACAAGAAGCUCCUAGCAUUCAUUUGGACAACAUAUUGGAGCCACCAGCAAAGAAACAGGGCAUGUCAGAAAUGCCUGACAUUGAGCCAGAGCCAAUGGCCACUGAACAGGAUGUUAGUGGAAAAACAGAAGAGCCUACUCCUAAACCAGUAGUUGAAGCUAAGCCCGAUGUUGUAGUUCACAAAGUAUUAGAUAAAAAGUCUGAACAAGUCAGUGUUGCUGAUCGUAAGAAGUCAGAUGUUUGUCCUGUUGUGAAGGACAGGACACCAGAGCAGAAACCUGUCACGGCUCCAGUUGUUUCAGAACAAAGUAAACCAGCUGUUCAAGCUCCAGUCAUACAGGCUCCCAUUGUUGAGGAUAUUUCAGCCGAGGAAGAAGAAGAAAGUCAAGAUGUCCCAGAGCUUCAACAAAAGAGUCAGGCUCCAGAAGCUGUGGAAGAUGCUGCCAAUGGAAUUCCAACAAAACAGCUUAAACCUGUUACAAAACAGUCUGAUGCUGCUCCUCCUGUGGAUCAGAACAAGUCAAAGCGUAAAUUUGAGCCGGAUGUUGUUGAAGAGGACACGGUUAGUUCGAAGAGAGCCCGUGUGAAUGGUGAUGAAGUUGAGUUAAAGAUGGCUGUAAUGACAAACACUGUGGCUGACAGGCCUCAUGUCGAGUCUGCUGAGGCUGCCUGUGCAGAUGUUGAAAUGUCUGAAGGCCGAGCAUGGAACCAGAUUACACAAGCUGUUCAAGAACCAAGUCAGAGCGAUGCCAAAGCAGCACAGCCUGUCAUGAAGACUACUGUUGGUGUUUCUAGUGGAAACGAGGCCAGUGCCAAGGCUACAAAACCUUCUAAGACUGAGGACGAGGAGUUGGACUACCUCAAAGAGUAUGUGAUUAUUUCUGAGAGUGAUAUUCCGCCACCAGACAGUAAGGAGGUAGCUAAUGCAACACCGAAGAUCCCCAAGUCGUCAUCGGUUGAGCCAGCGAGUACCUCCACAGACCCUAAAGAGGCAGCAGCUUCCAGCAAGUCGACUUCCAGCAGCGUUGAGGAGAUGGUCACGUCAACACAGGCAGUGUCGUCUCCAGGCCGCGGUCUGACGAGUGCGUCAGUGGGCAGUUCAUCGGCAGAGGCUCAGCAGUUGUCAUCGGGGGCGUCGGAGGUCUCGCAGCAGAUUUCUCAAGUUUCAUCUCAGGCUGUGGAACUAGGAAGCACCACAUCAUCUUUGGUGUCAGAAUCGUCAGCCGCUGAAGCUAUGGAGGUGGAUACACCAGACACUUCAGCUCAACUUGAGACGUCGGUCGGUAAACCCAAACCGCGUGAACCCGUUUCAACCACCGGGGCUAUCAGUGUGACAAACAAUAUGUAUUCAGCUAAACCACUAGCACGAGUGAACGCGGUGGAUCACACUCAAAACACCAACACAGUUUUUCCAACUGCAGGGACAAGUUACGACAUUUUUCACAGGACAUUUCUUCCCAACCCGUCAAUUCCUCUUAGUUCGACGGACGUGUCCCAUAGGUUUAGCAUAGUUAGUUACAACAUUCUGGCGGAUUUUAACAUGAGAAAGAUUGCGAACACUUAUGACUACACCGAGCCGCAGUUCCUAGAGCAGGACUACAGACACAAGCUUCUCAUUGAUGAGCUCAAAUACCUGGAUAGCGACAUUGUGUGCAUGCAGGAGGUGAACCCAGACUACUUCAAGAACUUGCUCGAACCAGCCAUGAACAGCCUGGGAUAUCAAGGUGGCAUGAUGAAGAGAACACUGGACUCGUUCAACGAGGGUGAAGCGACAUUCUUCAAAAUAAACCGAUUCAGUUUGGUGGACAGUCAAGGGGUGUCUCUCACAGAACUGGCUUACAAGGAAAUAGAAGAGGCUGGACUGACGGACGACGUUAAAGCUGCUGCACAAAAAUAUCUGAACAAGGCUGACGUCGUGUACAUCUCUCAGCUGAGGUGCAACUUCACUCACAAGAUGGUCACCAUUGGCAACGUGCACAUUGUGUGGGACGAACACAAGCACCCUGAUGUCCAGUGUAUCCAGAUUGCCUGUGCUAUCAAGGAAGUGGUGAACCGAGCUGGCAGUAACGACUCGUCUCACAUCAUCUGUGGAGACUUCAACUUGGGCUCGUCCACCCCUGGCUACCAGUUGGCUUGUGACGGCUAUCUCAGUGACGCCAGUUUGGCCACUCUUCAAGCUAUCGAAAACCUGGACAUAGCUGGUGUAUCUAAGUCAUUGGUGAACCAUGUGUGGCGAGCCUUCCAGCAUACGUCUUCCACACUGAAGAGUGCAUACUCCACUGUCCAGAAACACGAGCCACGUCUGACGACGUUCACCAAGUUCUACCACGACGCUGUGGAUUACGUGUUUCACAACAGCAGUUUGGAGACUCUGGGAGUUCUCGAGACGGUCAACGCUGAAGUGAUUGACGCCACCGGCGGUCUGCCCUCGAAGUCGUUCCCUUCAGACCACGUCUCACUAAAGGCAGAGCUGUCGUUUAAAGACUGAAAUUACGGUACCGGAUGGUUGAAGACAAUAUUGACUGUACAGUUUGUAUGAUAUUGCUUGUUAAAGUCAUGUACCAUUUCUAAAUAUAUCAUUAGUCAUAGUCAUGCAGUACAUUUGGCAACAGCGUACCCUAAUAAAGGAAUCAUUUGUCAGUUUCAUAUUUUGUCAUUAUCUUGGAACUGUUUGGUGGUCUAUACGGCUGUCGCAUAUUAUUCAGUUUUUUCUUCACAAUUGGAUAAGCAUCUCUUUUAGUGGUGUCUAAUUUCAGUUGGGAAGGUACUGGUCUGUGUUUAUGCUGGAGCAGUUCAGUACAUCCUCUUCACCUAACGCUAAUUACUGUAAAGCAGUUUUCCAGUUUACUUUGUUAGUUAAACGUCUUACAGUGGCUAACAUUAGUUGCAGAGGAUUGUACUGUUGAAAAGAUGAGGCCGAAUAACAGAUUUGUUGUGUUUUAGAAGAUGGUCAGAGCUGUUAAUUUGGCACACGUUACAUUUCUCACCUAACUAAGCUGGUAUCUGCCACAGUGAAUUUAGCCAUUCUCAUACUUGUAUCAUUUAGUGGUGAAAUACAGUUCUAUAUUCAGAAACAUUGAUAUGUACAUUAUUUUUGCAUUUCCUGAAUGACUGAUGAAUAUUUUCUGUGGUUUAAGCUGGUCAUAGUUUUUUUUCCCUUCUGAUUUUGGUCAGGUUUUUUUUUUUGCUGUUUAACCAACUUAUGGUGCAUUCUCAGAGUUACAGGUGUCAUAGAUUUGUUUGCAAUUUUUACCUGUAUUUGUCAUAAACUGCAGAUUGAUCCAUCUCACAUACAAUAAUUUUUACAUAAUUCAACAAUAUGAAAAUUGUAAUGUGUUUGCAUUUGACAUCCACUUUUCUUCUUAACAAAAUAAUAAAAGUACAUGGUAAAACUUCAUGUAUCCAACCCCUACAAUAAAGAAAAUGUCUUCAUGAAAAAAUAUGUCAUGCAAAAAAAAAUGUAUAGACCCCAGCAAAAGAAGUGCCAUGACAUUGAUGAUUGAUGUGGGAAAAUGUAGGGGUUGUGUAUCCAUUAAAAUAGCAGCCAGUUCUUUGUGAGAUGGGAUUCAAAUUGGACACGGUUGUCACGUGUUAAUGUUUACAUCACCAUUAUUGGAUAUUGCACUUAAAUAUACAAAUAUUUGAAAUAUUUCAUCAAAUAUUUAGGGCCCUGUAAAUCACUCAAAAAAAUAAUUAAGGUUUUUGGUAAUUAUCCAACUUUGCGACUGUUGCAUUACAGUUGUUCUUAACCAAACUAAAUCAGAAAAUAUAACAGCUGUGGAAAAUGUUUCUGACUGGAUACAAUAUUUUCGACAAAUUGUACUUAAUAAUAUGUAUUUGACUACGGACAAUGUAAUCCUAGAUUCCUAGUCUUCAGUAGUAUGUUCAUUUCCACAUAAAAUGGCAGCUAGUAGUAACAUGACAACUCUUGAGUAAAGGACCUAGUUCACUUCCAAACCCUGUACUUAUAAUAAAAUGUUUAGCCUGAUUUGAGUCUGAGACCUAAAGUUUUAUAAGCACAUGUUAUGUGACCCAUUGUCAGCUCUUUGUUUAUCAUAUUGACAUAGCAUAUUAUCGUAUAAGUUAUUAUCGUAUAAGUUAACUUUUUUCUUAUUGCUGACUGCAUCUUCUAGAAGUGUAUUAAAGUGAGACUGAAGCAGGGCUCACCCUGCCCAUUGCUUGCCAAAUAGCCAGUUCCUAAUAUUUUAUGCAAAGUGGCUGCAACAUUUAUUAUUUUGUUAAUACAUUAUUUAUUUUUCAAUGGGCUAAUUUCUUAAAAUUUUCAGAUUAAUAUGCUGUACAAAAUGAUGUAAUAUAGAUAGUUUUGGGGAUUCCAUCGAAUAAUCUUAAGCUCAGGACUCAAAAUCUGGGAUUCACAUAAGGACGGAAUCAUUGGCUAAAACAAAAGUCUUUACAGUGUGACAUCUGCUGAAGUUAACCUAUUAAGACCGCCUUUAGUGUUUCUUACAGGUUUGUGAAGUGGUUGAAAUGCUGAUCAGUAUGAAACAUGGCAUGAAAAAUUUGUGUAGGAAUUUACUUAAUUUAAUUUAAUUGUUUUUUUGUUGUUGUUUUUUUGUUUGUUUUUUGGGGGGGCCACUUUUCAGGCAGCUUUUUAUAACAAACACAUGUCACCGGAGGGCGAGCACUUGAGAACAACUAGGGCUAUUUUUCUUGAACAUUAUUUUUUAAGAAUUGGAAAUGUAUGUUGUAAAUUCAGACCGUAAAAUAGCUUCCUAGCCAUUAAAAUUCAUUUAACAUCAGGCAACAAAGGCAGACUAUCGAGGGAGUGUAUAGUCUCCUGUGCGUGUCUUUAUUAGCACUAGUAAAAGUCGACAGAAAGCAUACAGAUAAGCUCUGAUUCAUCGUUACAUACAAAAGUAUUGAAGAGUUCUUCGUGUGGACUAAACUUCAAAAUGUGUGUUGGUGAGAAAUUAAUUUUUCAUCAGAACUUUAUUAUUUUAAUGAUGUCUUUGAGUCCGCUGUAGAAUCAAAGUUGACUAGGAACAUUGUUACAGAAAUAGAGGAAGCAGUUUUAGUAUGCCAGUAUACAAUGACAUUGGCUUCACUUUUUGUCUGUUGACUGUUGCAGUUUGUAUUUUAAAAUGUUAAAGGGGCAUAAUCGACUUUUGUGCUAUAUAUUUUUUAUCAAAAUUUUCAGUUGCCAAACUGGUAGACACCUAAAUUGUGGUUGUAAUAAGAAUAUUGGAUGUAGUGGAUACACAUUUUCUGAUUUCAGUAUGUCGAUUAUGCCUUUUAUUAAGAAUUGUUUGUUGUGGAUUUUCACAUGCAAGUUCUGUUGAAGUACUUACAUUUGUUAUUAUUUGAUCACUGUAUCCUUAGCAUGUUACUGGUGAUUACUAUUUUUCACUCAAUCAAUUUGUCUCUUUUAUUGUUUAACAUUUGAACAAUGUUAUUUAUAUUCAGCUGCAGUUUUAAGUGAAGUAAUUAUUUAUUAAAACCACAUCACAGGUUUUAAAUUAUUUUAUUAAAAGCAUUUCAGCUUUUCAAUUGUACAUUAACUUCAUUGGAUAAUUAUCUGUGUUGAUUAGAAAGUUUUAUUUGUUUUUAAAAUACAUAUCUUAAGAUAACUUCUGUAAUUUUACUUCAAAUAAUUUCUUUUAUUUUUCAUUUUAUUAAUUUUUUCCUUUAAACUACCAUACUGUUUGAAGACAUGGAUGUUUACUGCCUGGUAGGCAAACCGCUCUCAAAGCAAAAUUUUAAUUUUGUUUUACAGCUAUUGAAAAUAAUUUUUACUACCUUGUCACCUUUAUCCUAAAGUAGAACUGUAGAAAGGUGUUGUAUGGAAUUAAAGUAAACUGAAAAUUUAGUUUUUGCAUAAUUUUAUCCUGGUUUUAAAUAGUUUGCUAUUUGUGUACAGUAUUUGUUGCGACAGCUCCUGGAAACUUAGUAAAUUGACUCAUUAGUAAGAAUGCAACUUUCACUUAGUCCUGAUGACUCACCAGGAAACAUUUAUUCAUCUUUUCUCUUCCCCACUCAUGCUGUCAUUGACUUGUAUUUAGAUCUCAUGUGUAGAUUUAUUAAUGAAUGAAAUAUCUACUGUUGGUAGGAGCGACGUACAUAUUACAAUAAUUUGUUCCUUGUCUAUUUUAGCAGUUUUGUUUUAUGUUGAGAAGUCAUUUCAACAGAAAAAUGUUCAACAUCAAUUUACUAAUAAAAAUAAUUGCAAAUA
Gigantopelta aegis is the source of this 7513-nucleotide messenger RNA. RefSeq names its product muscle M-line assembly protein unc-89-like. The coding region runs from base 98 to 3811 and encodes 1237 amino acids. NCBI's taxonomy places the organism in Eukaryota, Metazoa, Mollusca, Gastropoda, Neomphalida, Peltospiridae. The record is from RefSeq and is a predicted model, not a curated record. Gene Ontology annotation, molecular function: 3'-5'-RNA exonuclease activity. The transcript has 13 exons.